This is a messenger RNA of Neoarthrinium moseri, 999 nucleotides long. RefSeq lists its product as uncharacterized. Gene Ontology annotation, molecular function: protein binding. The coding region runs from base 1 to 999 and encodes 332 amino acids. The record is from RefSeq and is a predicted model, not a curated record. NCBI's taxonomy places the organism in Eukaryota, Fungi, Ascomycota, Sordariomycetes, Amphisphaeriales, Apiosporaceae. Gene Ontology annotation, cellular component: THO complex part of transcription export complex. Gene Ontology annotation, biological process: mRNA export from nucleus. The transcript has 6 exons.
AUGUCGCGAAUGCCCUCCAAGACCCAGGUCCCGCCUGAGAAGUUCAAGGCUGUAUUCCCAACGCUGAAGCCCACCGUCUAUAAUGAUCCUAACACAGCUCGAACGCCGAACAACCUUCGGACGAUAGCCUGGAACCCCCUUGGCACAUGGGUUGCUACCGGGUGCGCAGACAAGACGCUUCGCGUUUGGAACGUGGACAAGCCCAAUGUUCGUCAGUCGACGGAGCUCAAGGGCCAUGCCGCGCCUAUUGAGAAAGUCGCCUUCAACCCGGUGAAAGAGUUGGAACUGUGUUCCGUUAGUAGCGAUGGGACUGUCAAGUUCUGGGAUGUCAGGACCAGGAAUCUCAUCAAUGAGGUGAAAGGGCUGGGCGACACCUUCACCCUAGCCUGGGCGCCCGACGGAGAGAGCCUGGUCGUUGGAAAUAAGGCAGACAAACUCUUUGUCCUUUCUCCAACGCAAAGUACGCCCCUGUCGUCACACCAACAAGAUGUACAGACAAACAACAUCACCUUCUGCUGGAGCGGUCAGCGCAUAUAUGCUACCACCGCUGAGGGCUAUACCAGGAUUCUGUCUUAUCCAAGCUUCGAACCCGCCUUCAUCUAUGAGUGGAAAGAUCCCGAGAAGGCCGAGAUGACCCUUAGCGGGCACACCUCAGCUUGUAUAACAGUAGAACUGCACCCGAUGAAUCGAUACCUGGCUACGGGUGGAGCAGACUCGCUCAUCUCCUUAUGGGACACGGAAGAGUGGAUUUGCCAGAGAACCAUCACGAAAAUGGUUGGACCCGUGAAGAGUAUCAGCUUCUCCUUCGACGGUAACUACAUCGUUGGUGGUAGCGACGAAGGGUCUGCCUUAGAGUUCACCUACGUGGAGACAGGCGAGCACCUCUUUUCAUACAAGACUGCGUCCCCAUGCUCUCUGGUUGCUUGGGCUCCAAAUCGAUAUGCCCUCGCCUAUUGCGACCUAGGAACUCUUCGAAUCAUCAGUGCUGGAGCCAAAUGA